Felis catus (domestic cat) is the source of this 2223-nucleotide messenger RNA. RefSeq names its product meiotic kinetochore factor (gene MEIKIN). The record is from RefSeq and is a predicted model, not a curated record. The coding region runs from base 460 to 1842 and encodes 460 amino acids. The transcript has 14 exons. Lineage: Eukaryota; Metazoa; Chordata; Mammalia; Carnivora; Felidae. Gene Ontology annotation, biological process: male meiosis chromosome segregation; homologous chromosome segregation; meiosis I sister chromatid cohesion. Gene Ontology annotation, cellular component: kinetochore.
UGUUUAUAAUGAGAUGGGCUAAGCCAUCGUUAGCACGCACGUGAUGAGCUCAACACAUUAAGGGAAAAAUAAAAAGCAAAGGUUGCAACCACCAGGAAGAUUAAAAGGCUUUUUCCCAUAAGCUUCUCUUCAAGUGUGAGAUGAGACAGCCAGCGCCACUAGACCUGCAACCACGCGGGCCUACCGCCAAAUACCAGGACGCCUCACCUCCAGGGGGGCGGGGCGGCCUUCACGUCACUCAGUUUCCCAGAAGCCAGCGCACGGCUUGGACUAGAUUAAAAAAAAAAAAAAAAAAAACAGGCGGGAGCGAGGCGGGCUGCUCCAGUCAGUCCAGUGUAGCAGUUGGUUCCGUGGGCUGUCGCCUUUUCUCCGCCCAGCUCUUGUUAUACUGCUCCGCAGGCAGCUUCUGUGCGUGGACGCUGAAGCACUCAGACCCUAGCUUGCUUCCUCCGGAAGGCGAUGAGAGAGGCUGUGGAGGGCCAAGAGGCCCCUAAGGCCUUGGGGGGUAGGGUGGCAAUGUGGCCGCUACGGGUGUAUACCCGCAAGAAGCGGGCUGGCCAGAGGCUCAACCUAACCCCGACGCCGGAGCUAGGCCCCACCGUGAAGGCGGAGGCCCCUCCAGGUCCAGACAGAAGGCACUCUGCGCACUGCCUGAAAGGAGAAGCGCCCUGUUUGCCGAAGAUCUCAGAGAAAGCCGAGUGGAGUGGGCGGGGAGUUAGCCGCUCUAGGCCGCCGAGCACUCAGUUAAGAGUUACAGGACAGAAAAGCCUGCGUGGAAAUAGCACUAGUGAAGAGCCCUGGGAUGAGAAGAUUGCUCCAUUGAGUGAGUCAAUGACUGAUGACCUCCAGGUUGACAGUAGUUCAUCGAGUAGUGAGCUAGUAUCAGGACAAAGUUUGCAGCAUGAUAUUUCUAGUUCUCUUCUGAGCUAUUCAUUCACAGACUCUUACACGGAAUGCAAGAGUUUUGAAGAGAGUUUAAGUAGUUUCCCAUCACCUGAACUCUUCAGAGGAUCAGAUUAUUUAGAUUGGAAAUGUCCCAGGUUGGAAGAACACCUGCAAUGCAAGAAUUCCACUCUUCUGGAUACCAGUAAAGCAAUAGCAAUAGAGAAGGUACCACAGUUUUCAGACCUCUCUGCAAUUUUAGGUCCCUCUUCAGAAGACUAUCAGAAAUGCCAUAGAGAAAUAGUGAUGACAUUAACCGACCAAAAUAUUUCUCAGAAACCAAAGAGUACUUUGCAUUCAGAAUCAGAUAAUGCAGCUUGUGAAGUUUUACUUGCCGAGAAAACUUACCCUUCAGCACCUGAAAAAACAAAGAAAAAACCUGAAAAAGAUCCUGAACAUACAGAUAAAAAUUUUCAAGCAAAGUUAAGUUCUCGUCAUCUAAAAAUCAAGGUUCCAUCAUCUCACCAGAGAUCUGUUAUUGAAACCAGUGCAGGUGAACCAGUUACCAACGUUCUUUUGCCUCAGUCCAUGGAAUCUGCAUCGAGUACAAAUUCUAGUACUCCUGAUAAGAAAAGCAGAGACCUCUUAACAAGUACUCCAUCUUCGCAAACUGCUGGUUUAGUGAUUGAUUUGUCCUCAGUGCAGAGAGCAUCUUUUGAAGAACUAUUUCCAAAUGUCAGCACUUAUGUUAAUUCAAAUGAAAUUUUUCCAGUGUCAAGUUUGCAAGAAAAUUCUUCAAAUGAGUUUCCUUCAAAUAAAUCAGAAAUAUGUUGUAUUAUUAGAGCAACACCAGGAAAUAGACAAGUGAAAAGUAAAGGUGUUGUUGUAAAGAAGAAGAAAUAUUCUCCACCUAAAGAUAUUCCCCAAGAUAUUAUAAUAAAAACAAAUGGCAGGAUGUAGCAGCUGUGGCUGAAUUUUCACCACUUUGAAGAUAUGCAUGAAUGUGAAGCCAAAGUCCAUAAAGCAGAAUAUCUGCCUGAAAUUAUAUGUAAUUCAAAAAUCAAAAUUCUCUAUUUGUGAUAUAUCCUGGUGUUUAAAUUCUACCAAGAUUCUUAUAAUUUAGUCUGUAAAGAGACAUUCUUCUGUAUCUUCUUAAAUAUGUGUAUUUGUAUUGUAAAAUAAGAAUAAAUAUCUUAAAAGACUGUACACUAACUAGGUAUUUUAGCUGUUUAUAAAAAGCCAAGUACCAGAAUACUGUGUAACUUCCUUUGUGUUUUUCCCAAAGUUUGUCCUCUGUAUGAAUUAAAAGUAUUAAAGUUGUUGAAGCACUAAAAAUGAAAA